Molecule: messenger RNA, 1331 nt
Organism: Closterium sp. NIES-67
Lineage: Eukaryota; Viridiplantae; Streptophyta; Zygnematophyceae; Desmidiales; Closteriaceae
Source: the annotation of a GenBank genome assembly
GAAAAGAUUCUGCUCCCUCGCGCCCUGGCUAUUGCUCUUUCCUUGUUUUGUUCGCGUGCUCGCCUGCUUCCUUAGCAUCGAAGCCUUCAGUUCAGCGCCAUGUGCUCGCUUCCUGUGCCUUUGGAUCGACCUAUGGCGGCCUGUAUACAGCCUUCCUCGCUGAUCGCCGCCGCCCAUCCCCUCUCCGCUCCCCUUGCGCUUCCUGCCGCGCAAUCCGCCCAAAUCUCCGCCUUCCGCACCACCUUCCCCCACAUUGUCUCCCCAAGUGCUCUGCCCGCCCUUUCCCCGAGCGCCCAAGCCCGCGCGCCCUUCCGCGGGGGCUACCGCCACCGCAUCGGCGCAGUGCCAGCGCGAGCAACCGCGGUUCGCGCGGUGGAGAACGCGGAGCAGCCAGCAGCGGGCGGCGGCGACCCCGCAUUGGCGGCAGCAGCAUGGGAGGCGCUAAAAUCAGUGCGGGAAACUCGGCCCCUGGUCCACUGCAUCACUAACUUCGUCUCUAUGGAUGCCGCCGCCAACACCCUCCUAGCCGCUGGCGCCGCUCCCGCCAUGGUCCAUUCCCUAGAGGAGGUGGAGGAGUUUGCCAGCCUGGCAUCCGCUCUGUACGUCAACAUCGGCACACUGAGCCCUGAUUGGGUGGACUCCAUGAAACGGGCAGCCAAAGUUGUUUCUGCCCGGAAUCGGCCGUGGGUGCUAGACCCUGUGGGUUGUGGCGCCACGUCGUACCGAACUAAGACGUCUACAGAGCUCCUAUCCCUGCGCCCUACGGUGGUGAGAGGCAAUGCAUCGGAAGUGCUGGCUCUGGCAGGUGCUGUCAGCGCUACCACGCGGGGAGUUGACAGCACAGUGGCGUCGACAGCAGCAGUGGCGGCAGCGCAGCGGCUAGCAGCAGCAUCAGGGGCCGUGGUAGCAGUGUCGGGAGCAACAGACUUCAUCACAGAUGGCUCGACCGUGCUCGCAUGUGGCAAUGGGAUGCCUCUGCUGCAAGCUAUCACUGCCACCGGCUGCAGCGUCACUGCACUCAUUGCAGCCUUCGUUGCUGCUGCUGCUGCGGAUGCUGCUGCUACCGAUGCUGCUUCUGAAUCCUCGUCCUCGUUAUUGUCUUCCUCGGGUGUUUCUGUAUCGUCGCCUCUUCUCGCCACUGCCUGCGCUCUCGCCAUAUACGGGUUGGCAGCUGAGGUGGCAUCAGUGGCAGCUGGCGUCCAGGGGCCUGGUUCCCUGAGAGUAGGACUCAUGGAUGCUUUGUACUCAUUACAAGAGGAGCAGAUCCUUCAAGGAGUAAGGCUAAACAUCAUUUCCAGUUAAUCUAUGAAACAUAAGUACACCCAUAUCUA